Ruditapes philippinarum (Manila clam) is the source of this 3992-nucleotide messenger RNA. RefSeq names its product cytochrome P450 27C1-like. The transcript has 9 exons. Lineage: Eukaryota; Metazoa; Mollusca; Bivalvia; Venerida; Veneridae. The record is from RefSeq and is a predicted model, not a curated record. The coding region runs from base 246 to 1838 and encodes 530 amino acids. Gene Ontology annotation, biological process: C21-steroid hormone biosynthetic process; cortisol metabolic process; glucocorticoid biosynthetic process. Gene Ontology annotation, molecular function: monooxygenase activity; heme binding; iron ion binding. Gene Ontology annotation, cellular component: mitochondrial inner membrane.
CCUGCCCCGCGCACCGCGGUGAACUUUGAAACGGAGCUAUCAUUGGCGCGCUGAGAAACGCUGAUAUAUCUGUCACAAGUUUAUUUUCUUACUUGUACAUAUCUCCACUAUUCGCAUUGAUAUAUGUUCAGUAUUCAACAGCUCCCGUGAACGAGAGUGUUUCAACGGAUUUAUAAAAGUGAUUUUAAACUAAAAACACUGGAUAUUAGACUUGUUUAGUUUUAACGGAAUUGGAAGGCUCGAGCAUGAACCCUGCCACUGAGAUGUUGCUACGCCGGGCUGCCUGCCAAGCCGUGAGUCUUGUGCGUCAGAACACGCGCUGUGUGGUAACAGAACGUCGCCUUGAAAACUCCGCCACUGAUGCCAUUAUCAAUGCAUCAGAAAACACUUCCCAACUUCAAGAUCAAAAAACAAUUCAAGACUUACCGGGUCCAAGCGGCUACCCAGUUAUAGGAACAGCCCCUGAGUAUUUUCGGAAGCCUAACAGAGGGCAAAUGCACGAGGUCCAGAGACGGUUCCACGCCAAAUACGGACGUAUAUUUAAAGAGAGACUUGGACCUGUGACCAACUUAUCCAUUGCCGAUCCAAAAUUAGUGGAGGAACUGUUUCGCCAUGAGGGCCGAUACCCGACUCGACCACCAUACGAAGCCUGGUUGCAUUAUAAGGAGAUGAGAAUGAGGAGUAAAGGGAUAGUUUCAGCGUCUGGCGAAGAAUGGCGAAAGAUCCGAACGUUGCUGAAUCAAAGACUGAUGAAACCUCGACAAAUUCAGGAGCAUGUCAAUGAUCUGAGUAAGAUCUCGGAAGAGCUCGCAGAAAAACUUCGAGUUGCCCGAGAUCAAAACGAUAAAGACAAAUCUGUUCCGAAUAUCCUAAAUUUAUUCUACGCCUGGUCAAUUGAAAGUAUUGGUCAGGUCCUAAUACAUGAAAGAUUUGGAUGUCUUGAACAUGAUAUGCCUGAGACGAUGAACAAGUUUGUUCGAGCUAUCGAGGACAUGAUGUACACUAGUCACCAACUGAUCGUGUUUAGUAACGUACACAAACGCCUGAACACUAAAAUAUGGAGGACAUUUGAACAAUCAUGGGACAUCAUCAUUGAUGUUGCUAAAAGUAUUUUGGACUCUAAGAGAAAAUCUCUUGAGGAGCGGGUAUCGAACACGGAGGGGGACGAAGAGUUACAUAAUGCCACGUUACUGGAACAUUUCCUUGCUAAUGAGAAUCUUACUAUAGAAGAGAUCUACACAAAUAUGACUGAACUUCUACUUUCGGGAGUUGACACGACUUCAAACACUGUAGCUGUAUCGAUGUAUCUCCUAUCCAGGCAUCCAGAUGCGUUACGACAAAUCCAAAACGAGGUUGACAAUUUAAAUAUCUCGGACAGUAGUAUAACAAGCGAACAUCUAGCAAAGAUGCCGUACCUCAAAGCCACUGUAAAGGAGGUUCUCCGACUUUUCCCAACCGUGCCAACAAAUGCACGUGUUCUAAACGAAGACACAACUAUAGCCGGUCACAUGAUUCCUAAAAAUACGAUUGUGAUGUUAAACACCUUCACGAUGUGCAGGGAUCCAAACGAGUUUGAUAAGCCAGAUGAGUUCAUACCGGAAAGAUGGCUGAGAAACGAGGUUAGAGAGUUCAGUCCCUUUACGUCACUUCCGUUUGGCUUUGGCGCGAGAAGUUGUGUCGGAAGACGCGUCGCAGAAACUAUGGUGUACCUUAGUAUCGCGAAUAUUGCUAAACGUUAUGAUCUUCGUCCAACACCGGACGCUUUCACAGUCAAACCUUUCGUUAGAACAGUUCUUACACUUGGUGAUGACCUUCCCGUGGAAUUCUUAGACCGUUGAGUACGCACUGUCACUCAGCCAUGGAAAGCUCUGUUUAAGAAAGAUAAAAGGGUUACAGAUGGUACCGCUCUAUUAACGCGACAUUUUGUACAUCUACUUACAAAAUGAUCAAAAGGAGGCAAUUAUAUGUAAUUGUCUUAAACAAGGAAGCUUUGAGCGGAGCCGUUUUUAUUGUAUUUCCCUUUUAAUCGAUAUUUGAACAUAUUUUGGGAAGAUAAGGGAUGAGUAUUGAUGACAUUGGUGCCUUAAUUGUCAAUGAUAAUCAACGAAACGAUGUUUGCUAUUGAAAGCGACAUUGUAAUAUACUCUGUAGGUUUCUUUUGUCGUAUGUACUACCAUUGUCUAUGUUUAUUUAUCUUUUUUUUCUCUCUCUUUUGUAGACCUCAAGUUAUUUCUAUAUCACAAACUACCAGUAAUGAACUUUUGAAUUAUAAACAGAUUUGAAAUAUUUUAUCAUCAGAAAAUAUUAGAUUUAUAUUAUUCAAGAACAUUUUAGAUACGUUGGCAUAAGUACAUGACGAAAUUAAUUCAAAAUUUAAUGUUAGUAGAAUAUGAUAUGAGAUGAACUCAGAUCAGAAAUAUUUUACAGUUUUCAUCAUUUUAUCCCCAUAAAUUGUUAAAGAAAGCUCAAUAUUUUCGUCAAUUAUUUAGUGUAAGUUUAAGCUUUUAGUCAAAGAGAUUCAGAUAACAAUACCAGAGUUUUAAACACAGAACGCUGAAGCUUAAAUUAAAACCGGAGUCGAAUAAUAAAAAAUCUCAGGUUAGCGGACACUAAAAGUGAAUUUGAGCCUUCUAUAUGUGCAAUGCAAUGCUAGACUAACGGAUAUGUGCAAUCGAUUUGUAAAUAGUGGCAGUGUGCCGCACUUGAUGAUUAUUUGAUAGCAUUUAUUUGUAUGAAUAUUAGUUGAAUUUGAUAUCAAGCACAAAUUUUAGCAUCUAUUUUCGUCAUCAUCAUUAUCAUCACGAUUAAUGUCAUCACCAUCACGAUUUUAGUCAUCAUCAUCGUCAUUACAUGACAUCAUAUGUACAUACAUGUGUUUAUAAUUAUGUAUGUUGUUUUUGUAAACAUAUUACGUCAAUAACGGGUAUUUAAUUGUUUUGUGACAUAUUUCUCUUUUACAAGAAAAUGCAAAAAUUAUCAAGUUCACUCUUUCAUCAAUACUCAACUGUCUAUUGGACGAAUCUAGCUGUUCCAGAUCUGUGACAACGACUCUAAAAUAACGCGUCUGCUUAGUCCUCUUUUAUACUUGUCUGCUAAAUUUGCAUUUGUUCUGUUCUGUUCUUUCCUCAUUUAAGAAUAUAAAUAUGAUCGAAUUCUUGAGUUUGAACUUGAGUUUUAAAAAUAAAAUUCUAUGAAUGAUGUAAAGGUCAGUGUAAACUUAGAAAAACGACAAAAAUUAGCUAAAACUUUUUUUGUAAUUGGACAAAAAUUGGGCAGACGACACUUUUUUCACAAGGAGCGUUAAUGGAGUAAUAAACCGGAGGCUAUACGUUACCUAUCUUCGACUUAGUAUUAUAGUAUUAUUAUUAUCAAAGCGUUAAUAUACUUUAAUAUAAAGUAAAUGUUAGACUAAAAUAUGCCCUCAUUAUGAGACAAAUACUGGAAUUGACCAGUUUCUUAGAAGUUUGUUGUAAGAGUAACUUUUCUUUAACAAAAGUUUUUCCUUAAUAGCAAUAUGAAUGUAUUAUGAUCAGCAAAACACAACCUCAAAUCAAAAUUAAUUGAAACUAGUUUGACGUGCUUUUUUUAAUUUAUCAUUUUUUAUGUAUAUUUAAAACGAAUAUACUGUACAAUAUUAUUGAAAAUAUGAAAGAAAAAUAUUUAGUUUCAAAAUAGAUAUGCAUAUAUUAAGUGCGUUGAUAACAACUGUACUUGAUAAUUGUUAAAUCGUUUCGGAAUAAAUAUUAGGAUCUUCUGAUAACGGUUCAGACUGUUUGCUAAUUUUCCUGUUUAUUUUAUUUUUGUAAUAACUUUUUUCAAUUAUGUUAAAAUCUGAAUUUAUUUUGAUAUGUAUUAGCCUCUAUAUGGUAAGGAUAAGAAUUAAUAUCAUAUAUUGUAUUUAAAUUCACGCAACGUGGAUAUGUUCUAUUCAUUGUAGUGUAAAAUCCUUGUAAUGUUGUCGUGAAUAAACAGUUGUUUUAUUGUUGAAAAUA